AUGAGUGAAGAAACUAAAUCACCACACUCUACAUCCCUUGUGACCCGACCAGGCAUCUUCUCUAUCGGAUCCUCCAGCGUUGGGAUGCUGUCACUUGAUUGUGAAGACUCCUUUGACUCAUCAAAUCAAGUUAUCUCACAUGGAUGGAUUAUUAAUACAAAGUACUACACGGCUGAUGUAGCUCUAUGGAUGGCUCAUCUUCAUGAAGGAUUUUCAAUUGGAUCACUUCCAUUUUACAACAAGCUUACUGCUUUGGUUAUGGUUUUUGACUUGUUAUCAUCUCUUGUUGCACUUAAGGAUUGGAUCGCUGGAACUGAUAUUAGCAACUUUUUGAUAUUGUUGUGUGUUGGGAAUAAAGUUGAUCGGAUUCCUGGUCAUCCUGUUCAUGCUAAAUAUAGAAAACAGCUAAGGAGAAUUGGAGAGUUGGGGUCUUUUGAUAAUCUGAGUAGUUUGUUGGAUGAUGAAGAAGAGUCAUUGCGGGAGAUGAAGAGGUCCUGUAUUGAAUGGUGCACUGAGAAUGGCAUUGAGUACAUUGAAGCUUGUGCUUUGAAUGUUGAUUUGACAAAUGUGAGUACCAUCUUCUAUCUCCAAGUUUCAAUGAUCCUGAAAUUUGACAAUAAGAUAUCUCGACCAACUUUACCUGAUAAAGAAGCUGAAACACGGGACGACUCAUAUGGAGGAUGGGUUUCUGCAAAUGGUACAACUGCCAUUCCAGAUGUAGGGGGGUCAGUUGCUGAAAAUAAUUCUAUCAAAGAAUGUGAGAAUGAGAACAGAGAAAAGUUUGGUAAAGAAGACAUACAGCCCUCGUCAUCAGCAAUGGAAUUGCUGAGUGAUAAGGGAGUGGUGCCUAAUGUACAAGAGCCUCGUGAAAAUUGA
This is a messenger RNA of Populus nigra (black poplar), 876 nucleotides long. RefSeq lists its product as uncharacterized. The record is from RefSeq and is a predicted model, not a curated record. The transcript has 7 exons. The coding region runs from base 1 to 876 and encodes 291 amino acids. Lineage: Eukaryota; Viridiplantae; Streptophyta; Magnoliopsida; Malpighiales; Salicaceae.